Vigna radiata var. radiata (mung bean) is the source of this 1237-nucleotide messenger RNA. Its product is annotated as coiled-coil domain-containing protein 12-like. Lineage: Eukaryota; Viridiplantae; Streptophyta; Magnoliopsida; Fabales; Fabaceae. Gene Ontology annotation, cellular component: post-mRNA release spliceosomal complex; U2-type spliceosomal complex. The transcript is spliced from 4 exons. The record is from RefSeq and is a predicted model, not a curated record. The coding region runs from base 291 to 704 and encodes 137 amino acids.
UGACUCUCAUUUCCCAUUUCUCUCUUACUCUCGAUCGACGUCAUUCACUCUCUUUCUCUUUUCCUCUCUUCUUCACUCUCUAUCAUUCGCACUUCAAUCAACCACAAUUUUCCAUUUGCAUACCCUCGAGAACGUUUCUCUCGUCUCCAUAAUUGAAGGCUCUCGUCGAGUUCUCGGUUGCCACACUUCAAGCGGUAAGCACUUUCCUUUAGAAGAAGAAGAAGAAUUAGGGUUUUUGUGUGCAUAAAUACAGAGAGAAAGAGUAGAAGAAAUUUUGAUUGAGGGAAAAAAUGGGUAGUGAAGAGGAUUCGAUCGAGCAAAGCGUUGCCUCCCGUCGCGAGAGACUGCUAGCUCUCAGAGCCGCUCAGGAGUUGUCCAGUGCUCCCGAACCAAAGGACAACGACGAUGCCGAAGAAGAAGAAGAUCAACAACAAGAAAUGAAGUUUCGUAACUACGUUCCUCAUGACAAGAACCUCCAGGAAGGGAAGCUUGCCCCUGCGGUGCUCCCCAAGUUCGAAGACCCUGUCGAUGUGCCUCCACCCGAACCUCAGGCUCAGGAGGAUCCGUUUCUGAAUAUUGCUCCGAAGAAACCUAACUGGGACCUGNGGAGAGAUGUGCAGAAGAAGUUUGAUAAGCUGGAGAAGCGAACUCAGAAGGCUCUCUAUCAGCUCAUGGUACAAUUUGAAAGCUGUUUUUGGCUUUAACAAAAAUCAGUUCUCAGAACUUCUGAUGAUGGUGGGAAUCGGUUCAAUCUUCUCUCAGGUAUUAUAUUUCCCAAAUAUUUUUGUUCAUUUUGUUCCACUGUACUAAAAUUGUAUUUUUAUUGCGCAAUUAAUAUUCUGCAUGUCUAAAAUUGUUUGACUUAGUUAUAUUCAAUUAGCCUUCUAUGAGUGAUUGAUAAGCUGAUUAUGCAAGAGUGUUGAUUAUUUUAAGAGCUUACUCUCAGUUGGCUCCCAGAUGUUGCUGCUUCCAGUACUCAAUCCAUUGGUUGGAGAAAUUAUUAUAGGUAAAUUAUUGUUAGCUUGAGUUCUUUUUAUAUUUGCUGAGAAAGGUUAUCACAUAUUGUUUGAGCCACUGAUUAAAAGUUUAAAAUUUGAAGAUAUUGUGGUUGUUUGAAGUGUUUAAGAGCAGAGUUUCCGGUCUAAAGCAUUACUUUUAUAUUAUCAACUGAUCUUCCCCUACCUCUUCGAUUGUUGGUAGAGAAAUUAUAUUUCAGGACUGGUGAUAUGUGAGUUUA